Messenger RNA from Gracilinanus agilis (Agile Gracile Mouse Opossum), 1362 nucleotides. RefSeq names its product MISP family member 3 (gene MISP3). Bases 39 to 1085 code for a protein of 348 amino acids. The transcript has 3 exons. NCBI's taxonomy places the organism in Eukaryota, Metazoa, Chordata, Mammalia, Didelphimorphia, Didelphidae. The record is from RefSeq and is a predicted model, not a curated record.
GCCCGCAGCCAGCCGCUGCCAAGGGCUCAAAGCUGGGCAUGGAGCCCCCAGGAGCGGCCGCCUCGGCUGCCACAGAGACCCCAAUUGAGCGGGAGAUCCGUCAGAGCCAGGAGCGCGAGGCGAGCCUGAGACAGAGCCGGGGUUUGAGUCCCAACUUCGCCGGUGGAGAGUUGGUGGAAUUGCGUCUCCGGCCCAUCCUUAGUUUGCUGCCGGGGCCGGGGCCUGGACUGCCCCGGGACGUGGAGCGUGCCCGGGCCGGCGUCCAGAUGCAGCGCGACAUCGCGCGGGAGGCCCGCCGGGAGGAGGCGCUGGUGCGCCUGGGCUCGGGGCUCGGCGGCGGCCGGGAGCGCAGCCUGGGGCCGCAGCCGCUGAGUGAACGCAAGCUGCUUUUUGAGGCUGGGGGCGCGCAUACCUCGGCUGAGCCCGCGCCUUCCUCGGCUGAGCCCGCGCCUUCCUCGGCUGAGCCUAUGAGCCGGGGCCCCUCGUUCACCGAGGCCAGUGGCGCCGCCCAUGUGGUGGUUCUGGAGCAUCGCAGCCGGCUGCGGGGACCAGCCCUAGCUCAGGCUCCUGCUCCUGUUCCAUCCGUGGCUCCGGCCCGAAACUCAGCUCCAGGUGCCGUCCGGUUGCCGGCUCCGACCCCAGCUCUGGUCCCGGCCCCACGUGCCCCAGCCCUGGCUUCACCCUCUCCUUCGUUUGCCCCCGGUGUGGCUCCUGCCUCGCCAUCGGCGGUCCUACCUGCUCGGCCCUCAGUCCCAGUCCCAACUCUGACCCCAGCCCCUGAUCUGCCUUCCGCCCCAACCCGUCGAGGCCAACUGUCGCUGUUAGAGCAGGAGGUCCGAGAGGUUCGUCAGAGGGAACGGGAACUGCAGCGCCAGAGGCGCAGCAUCUAUGGGACCUCAGAGAUCAAGGAGCCAACCCCGAGUCUCAUGGAGAGCUCACCCUCUGGAAAGCUUUCAGUGGUGUGGCCCCCUCGACGGGACUCCGAGAACGGCAUAGAGCAGGAUUAUCAAGGUAGUGCCUUGUCCCAGAAUCGAGGGAAGAAGAACUUAAUCCAUUCCGGAGAGCCCCUCAGCCAGGAAGAGUAACUGAUCACCUGUCCCUUGCUUUAUUAACCUGUGCUGGGGAUCUUUAAUUAGUUACACUCCACCCCCUCCACUAACCCUGGCUGGGGGCUCCUGAUUGGCCACCUGUCCCCAAUGCUGCUGUGGCUCCUGAUCCAUCCAGAAAGGAGAAAGGAUACCUACUUCCUCUGUCCUCUCUGGACAUCAUAUCCAGGCUUCGACUGUUACAUGGCUCUGGAAGAGAGAACCCUCCUCAACCUUCUCAGCUCACUGUGCCAUCAAUAAACAUCCCUUCUUCCCA